Trichomonas vaginalis G3 is the source of this 1242-nucleotide messenger RNA. RefSeq lists its product as uncharacterized. The record is from RefSeq and is a predicted model, not a curated record. NCBI's taxonomy places the organism in Eukaryota, Parabasalia, Trichomonadida, Trichomonadidae. The coding region runs from base 1 to 1242 and encodes 413 amino acids. The transcript has a single exon.
AUGAAUUUGAAUACCGAUGACGCCCUACUAUCAAGGGUUUCAUCUCUAAGUAGUUCUAUGCAGCCACGAGUUCAAAUAGCUUAUGAAAGAGCCCCGACUUUAGGAGAUUCGCUUAGAUCUUUGUCUGUUCCUCGUCUUGAUGUUGAAAUGAAGGACAGCAAACCAGAAACUAUGGCGAAAAUAAGUAGUCCGCGUGGUUUGACAGCCAUACCUUCAAAUCUACAGGCAUUUUUCCUAAUUCUAAAACCGGAUUCUCGUAAAAAGCUGCAAAAGCAAUAUUUCUUGUUUUCUCCAACAUACAGUAUCUUAGUAGAUGAAGAUGUCAAGCGCAUGGAAGUUUUGCCUGAAAGCGCAAAAUAUUAUAUCGAUCAAAAAAGAUUUUACAUUUAUAUCGGAACUGAUCAGCGCAAAUUCAUUUUAGAAGUUAAACGCGAAAUGCUUGAUAUGGUUUUCAAGAACUCCCACAAAUCAUCUUUAGAGUCAUUUUUCUUAUCGUAUCUUGCAAAUGGAAAAGUCCCUCCAAACACGAAUCUUGCAGCUGGAUACUUUUCAAAAGUUAUUUUCAAUAAGACUUUCUUAAUUUACUAUUAUAUGAUACCGGAAAAGUACUUUACCAAUGCAAUUAUUAAUGCAUGGUGUGUUGCAUCGCAAUCUAACUUCGAUUAUAUCUUUACCCAAAUCUUACGCCAUCAUUUUAGCCAAAAUCCGAAAUCUGAUCUUGGAUUUGGUCCUAGUUCCUUUAUUUUCAACGUAAUAUACGUUUAUCUUACUCACGAUGAUGAUUUCAAUAAGUUUUUACAACUUUUUGAUCAUCCAUGCGGUAAUUCUGUUGAAUUUUACUUAGAAAACGUUGUACAACUCAAGAUGAACAUUUACUCUCAUUUAACAAUGUUCAUUUUGUACCACGAGCUUUCUAACAAAUAUGAUUCAGAAUUUGCCAAGCAAACUUUGUGUAGAAUUAUCUACAACACCUGUAUUCGAAGUAUUCUUUCUCCGAAAUCAAGCUGUAAUAUUGAUUUGAUCGAUAAACUACUUGAAUUCGGUGAUAAUACAACAGAAACGCAGAAGAGCGUUUUAUACGAAUCAAUUAGCAAGAUAUGCCAGCAGCCUACAGAUUUCUGCCCAAAGAGAACCAAUAUGAUGAUUUUUGCUGCAUAUUCUUCGUUAUUGGAGAAAAUUACAUCAAAUAAUAUUGAUUUUCUCAGUAUUAUUCGAAAGAUGGAGAAGGAUCUUUCUAUGUGA